AUGCAUGAAUAUAAACUUCACAAAGAGAUUGACAUGAAGUUGGGUGAUUGGGUUCUUUGUAAAAUUUACUACAAUGAUAGACACAGACAACAUCCAGAUAGUGAUCAUCAUCAAGAACAACAAGGUGGUGAACAAAGUGGUGAAGUAAUUCGUAAUGAAGGGUUGGCAAAUGCUGAACAAGAUCAUCAACAGCGGCCGCCUUUUCCAUUUUCUGAAAUAAUGUAUGACGACAACAAUCAAAAUCAUCAACAUCAAGGUGGUGAAGUGAUUCGUAGGGAAGGGUUGGCAAAUGCUGAACAAGAUCAUCAACAAUGGCCACCUCUUCGAUCUUGUGGAAUAAUGUACAACAACAUUUAUGUUCACCAUGGCAUGCCAAGUUCUUCUGACUGUGCAUUUGGUUUUGAUGGUGCUCAUUGA
Messenger RNA from Camellia sinensis, 417 nucleotides. The record is from RefSeq and is a predicted model, not a curated record. Lineage: Eukaryota; Viridiplantae; Streptophyta; Magnoliopsida; Ericales; Theaceae.